CGGGCGGUGAUUGGCGGCGGGGCCGGGGCCGGGGCCGGGGUUGCCGGUACCGCCGGGUCCCGCCGGUCGCACCGGGCGCGAUGCGGCUGCUGCGGUGUCUCGGGCGCCGCGCGGCGCUCUCCGGCGUCCCCACCUACAUCGAGCACUUCAGCAAGUUCUCGCCCUCGCCGCUCUCCAUGAAGCAGUUCCUCGAUUUCGGCUCCAGCAAUGCCUGUGAGAAGACCGCCUUCGCCUUCCUGCGGCAGGAGCUGCCUGUCCGCCUCUCCAACAUCAUGAAGGAGAUCAACCUGCUGCCGGACCGUGUCCUGCGCACCCCCUCGGUGCAGCUGGUGCAGAGCUGGUAUGUCCAGAGCCUGCUGGACAUCAUGGAGUUCCUGGACAGGGACCCCGAGGACCAGGCCACCCUGGGGCAGUUCACAAACGCCCUGGUCACCAUCCGCAACCGGCACAACGACGUGGUGCCCACCAUGGCGCAGGGGGUCAUUGAGUACAAGGAGGCCUACGGGAACGACCCCGUCUCCAACCAGAACAUCCAGUACUUCCUCGACCGCUUCUACCUGAGCCGCAUCUCCAUCCGCAUGCUCAUCAACCAGCACACACUGCUCUUCGAUGGCAGCACCAACCCCGCGCACCCCAAGCACAUCGGGAGCAUCGACCCCCAUUGCAGCGUGGCCGAUGUGGUGAGAGAUGCCUACAACAUGGCCAAGCUCCUGUGUGACAAGUACUACAUGUCCUCUCCCGACCUGGAGAUCGAGGAAGUGAACGCCAGCAAUGCCCAGCAGCCCAUUAGCAUUGUCUACGUCCCUUCGCAUCUCUACCACAUGCUCUUUGAGCUCUUCAAGAAUGCCAUGAGAGCCACGGUGGAGAGCCACGAGAACAGCCCGCGGCUGCCGGCCAUCAAGGUGAUGGUGGCCCUGGGCCAGGAAGACCUCUCCAUCAAGAUGAGUGACCGGGGCAUGGGCGUCCCGCUGCGGAAGAUCGAGCGGCUCUUCAGCUACAUGUACUCCACUGCUCCCACCCCGCAGCUGGGCACCGGGGGUGCCCCCCUAGCUGGAUUUGGCUACGGCUUGCCCAUCUCCCGCCUCUAUGCCAAGUACUUCCAGGGGGAUCUGCAGCUCUUCUCCAUGGAGGGCUUCGGCACUGAUGCCGUCAUCUACCUAAAGGCCCUGUCCACGGACUCGGUGGAGCGGUUGCCGGUCUAUAACAAGUCGGCGUGGCGGCACUACCAGCCCAGCCAGGAGGCAGGGGACUGGUCCGUACCCAGCACCGAGCCCAAGAACACCUCCACCUACCGCGUCCCCUAGGCCCCUCCCUGGGGGCUCGCUGCCCCCCCAGGCUGUAGAUAGCCCCUCACCCAACUGCCAGGGACCCCCCUGGUUGUCCCCCAUCACCCUGAGGUGGUGUUUUAGCAUCCCAGUUCUGCCUCCCCCUGCGGUGGGAGCGUCUGAAAUGUGGGGUGAGGGAUCCUAGUACCCCCCCCCCCGCCUUGGUGGCACUUAGGUACAUAGCUAGGGAUGGCACUGGAGCAGCAUGGAGGGGGUAGCGCUCCUGUUGCCCCCCCCCACACACACCUUGGCACCCACCCCAGGGGCAACAAGGGACUGGUCUUUUCCCAGUAUGACCAGUAGUACCUCCCUGCCCGUCCACCCCUGACUGGGUGGGGGGACUGAGCCUGACCCCCCCCCCACUCCCAGCUCCCAGCCCUGGUAUUGCACUACUGAGCUUCCCUCAUCCACGCGUGCCCCCCCGCACCCCCGUGUGGGUUCCCCCCCCGACUCCAAGCUCCUGGGGCCCCCACCACCCGCUGUCAGUAAAUUGGAUGUUCACUGAGCUCCCAGUGUGGUGUUUUGGGGUGUCCCCCCCUGUGCACCACCCUUGAUCCCUUCCCACCCCCCGCCCCGUGCCUCAGUUUCCCCACCGAGGCUGGGGAGGAGGCUCCGCUGUCGCACUCCCUGGGCCUGGGCUGGUGCCGGGGUUGCGGGAGCAGCCUGGGCCGAGCCGGCUCCUCGCUGCUGUGUUUGGCCAUCUCUUACCCCGGCGCUACCGGAGCCGCCUCGCUCCCCGGCGCCGGGCCCAGACACCUCCCAGGAUCCGCGAGGUUCCCCCUGGCGGCUGCGAGCGGUACCGCGCCCCGGGGCCAUUGUACCCUCGGGGGUGCUCGGCACGGACCCGACCGACCAAUCAGAGGCUGCCGGAGAGGGGGGGAGCGGAGGAACAGCCAAUGGCGAGGAGGGGCGGGAGCGGGGCCACCAGAGCUCUGUGAGUGCAGCGUCCAGGUCCUGCUGGUAAGUGUGAGGUGCCGGCACAGAACGCGGGUGCUGGGCAUCUGCCGAGCUCUGCAACGGCGCCACCAACACGGCGAUCCGCCACCUAAAACUCCAUCUGCCCUGUGCCGGGGGUCCCAUGUGUGAUGGUGGGGCUCUGGGGAGGUCCCGCCGCCCCUAUCCCCCGCGGUGGGGGUACAGACCCUUCACAGGAGCCAGUUGCUAGCAAUAAGAACUGCUUCUGCUGAGCCUGUCCCCGGAGCAGCUCGGCCCUUUGGGGCUGCUGCAGCGAAGGGGAUGAUGGGGUGGUCCUGGGGGCCGGGGUGAGAUCUCCCACCCCUGGCUGGCCCUGACCAGCAGCUGGGCUGACUUUGAAAGGGGAUGGUGGGUUUGGACUCUUUCCUGUGCAUGGAGUAGCAGCAGCAGCACCCCUGGCUCGGGGGUCACCUGCGGUGGGUGUUUCUCGGUGUGUAGCUGCUGCUCCCGCAGCUGCAUCCCUCACCCCAAGCCCUGUCUCUAUCAAAUAAAUGCGAAGUCACCAA
Strigops habroptila (Kakapo) is the source of this 2806-nucleotide messenger RNA. It is a transcript of the gene PDK2, whose product is annotated as pyruvate dehydrogenase kinase 2. Gene Ontology annotation, biological process: regulation of glucose metabolic process; protein phosphorylation. Gene Ontology annotation, molecular function: pyruvate dehydrogenase (acetyl-transferring) kinase activity. Bases 81 to 1304 code for a protein of 407 amino acids. NCBI's taxonomy places the organism in Eukaryota, Metazoa, Chordata, Aves, Psittaciformes, Psittacidae. Gene Ontology annotation, cellular component: mitochondrion. The record is from RefSeq and is a predicted model, not a curated record. The transcript has 11 exons.